AUGGGCAAGCGUAAUCUCGAUGAGACAAUGAACGAUUCGGCCGUUUCGGAAACUGCCGGAGAUGCUCCAGCUCUUACCACCGAGAAAGACGAAUAUCAAGCACUCUGCGAACUGGUAAAUCCAAUUGCCCAACCACUAGCAAGUCGUAAGCUCGCUAAGAAGGUAUACAAGCUUAUCAAAAAGGCCGCCGCCGGAGAGAAGACCCUUCGUGAAGGAAUCAAGGAUGUGCAGAAGGAGUUGCGCAGAAACGAGAAGGGAAUCUGCAUUCUUGCAGGAAACGUUUCCCCUAUUGACGUCUAUUCGCACAUCCCAGCUAUCUGUGAGGAGAAAGAGAUUCCAUACGUAUACAUUCCAUCUCGUGAACAACUUGGACUUGCUGUCGGUCACCGUCGUCCAUCGAUCCUGAUCUUCAUCAAGCCUAACGGAGCAUUCCAAGAGCUCUAUGACGAGGUCGCCGAAACUCUUAACCAUCUCACCGUUGAAGCUGCCUAA
Molecule: messenger RNA, 492 nt
Organism: Caenorhabditis remanei
Lineage: Eukaryota; Metazoa; Nematoda; Chromadorea; Rhabditida; Rhabditidae
Exons: 3
Coding region: 1-492 (163 amino acids)
Biological process (GO): ribosome biogenesis; rRNA pseudouridine synthesis; snRNA pseudouridine synthesis
Cellular component (GO): box H/ACA snoRNP complex; nucleolus
Molecular function (GO): box H/ACA snoRNA binding
Source: RefSeq, a predicted model, not a curated record